Molecule: messenger RNA, 4291 nt
Organism: Nasonia vitripennis (jewel wasp)
Lineage: Eukaryota; Metazoa; Arthropoda; Insecta; Hymenoptera; Pteromalidae
Product: tetratricopeptide repeat protein 21B
Exons: 9
Coding region: 123-4055 (1310 amino acids)
Biological process (GO): intraciliary retrograde transport; protein localization to cilium
Cellular component (GO): intraciliary transport particle A
Molecular function (GO): protein binding
Source: RefSeq, a predicted model, not a curated record
CGUUGGGCCAGAGCACGUCUUGAACGCGCCAAUUUCUUUGGAUCUUGAGGUUUUUGAAGAAGAACCAGAUCCAGAGGAUCCUUUGACAAAAAACAAGAAAGAUUAAGUUUGAUAAUCACAAAAUGGAUGAAAUAGAGUACGAAGGCAUCCUGCAAUGGUGUUGCCAAAAGCAGUACUACAAUGACAUGCUUUCAUAUGCGAGACAAGCAAUAGAUGCAUUCUCAUCCAAUGACAGAUUGAAAAUUCUUCUCUCCUUGUCAUGUGCAUUGAAUGGACACAGCAAAGAAGCCUUGAAACACACCACAUCUAUGAUAGCUGCCAACGAUCAAUCAGAUGCGACACUGUCAGCUCUAUUGAUUCAAAGCUACAUCUAUAAAAUGCAAGGACCAACAGACAGGAUGUCGGUAGCUCAAGUGGAUACAAGAAUAAGAGAAGACCGUAGAAAAGCUUCACCUGCAGCUCUGUCUCUUGGAGCUAUAGUCUUGCUUCUUCUUGGGAAGCUUGACAAAGCUAAAGAAUAUUCUGACAGAGCUUACAAGCUCAAUCCAACUGAUACCUAUAUUCUUCUAGCAAAGGGAUGGACAUCUCUGACUCCAGAUGAUCUUGCUGAGAAUCCUGGCAUCUAUUUUGAGCAAGUGCUCAAAGAAAACAACAGACAUAUGAGUGCCCUGUUAGGUUCUGCAAAAUGUAGGGAACUUGCUGGCGAUCAUUCAGGUGCAAUGCUUAUACUAAAUCCCCUGAUAGUGCGGUAUCCAAAACUGGCGAUCCCUUUAGUCGAAAAAAUGAACAAUCUUCUGGCUAUGAAGGAGUGGGACCAGGUGAUUGAAACAACUAACCGGAUCUUGUCCUUCGAGAGCACCAAUAUCGACGCUUUCAAAAUGCGAACCAUCGUGGUAUUGUGCAAGGACGGUAACUACAACGAAGCCGUGAAACACGUUCAGACGUUUUUCCGAAACCUCGUCGUUGCCGAGCCCAAGAAUACUGAGCUUUUUGUAGACAACAUCAAACUGUUCUCUAGAAUCGCCGUUAAGAACCAAAAUAUACUCGCUGAACUGUUCAAAGUCACGGAUAAAAUGUCGCAGCAGAACACGGGUAAUGCAACACUGCUGAUAGAGUUAGGUGACCUUUGCGCUUGCAUGGGCAAGCAAAAGGAUGCGGAGCACUGGUACCGCGGUGCAGUUCGUCUCGACGAGUCUUCGUUCGAGGGACUUCUUGGUCUUGCUCGUUGUCAGCUCCAUGACGCAGCUCCUGCGGCGGAGAGUCUCGCGCGGCAACAACUCGACUUCUUGGCUCAAAUACAACCGGGACAUCCAGAACUCUUGCUGCUGUCAGCCAAACUGAUCCACACUGAUACAGCAAAGGCGAUCGACUACCUGGAAAAUGCUGCAUCCAUCAUCUUCGAGAAUUGUAAACGAUUCUGCUAUGGCUGCGAGUAUCUGAAGCUGCUGAACCCUCAUCUGUGUAUGGACAUUGUAGAAGAGUAUGUUGUACAGUCACCCAGUCGAAUCGAUAAUACCAAGCCUAUCGUAAUUGACUCGAACAAGAGCUGGUGCAUUAAGCUACUGGAGAAGGUCACGGAAGCCUGUCCUGGAUUAGGCGCAGCUUUGUUACUAAUGGGCAGACUCAAAAUGCAGAUGGGAGAUCUGAGCGGUGCCUUGGCAGCUCUAAAGAAACUCCUUGACUCGGUCGAUAGAACAAAUGCAGCUGGCCACCUCAUGAUGGCUCGGAUUCUCGUCAAGCAGGGCCACUACGAGAGCGCAUCUCAAACUCUGGAAGUGGGUCUGAGCUACAACUUCAAAGUCAUGGACGAUCCGCUCUACCACAUGAUCCUCGGCACUGUGGCCAAAGAGAACGGAGACCUCGAAGGUGCCAUAAGAAAUCUGGAAACGGCGAUGUCGUUCGCUGGUUUGCGACCGGGCCACGAGCGCUCCAAAGUCUCCUCCCUUUCGAGCUCUGAUAAGGCGAGUCUCUACCUGGAGUUAAGCUCGGCUUACGCGGGUCUCCGUAAGUUCGGUGAAGCUCGAUUGCUUGUCGAGGACAUGCGCUCACAGUUGGCUGGUACUACCGAAGAGGCCAGGGCGGUGAUCGGUAGCGCUGAGUUAUCUCUCCAGAUGGACGAAGUCGAACGGGCCAUCGAGCUUCUGACCUCUAUUCGUCCAGGCGAGCCAUACUAUCUGCAGGCUCACACAAAACUCGCCGAAAUCUAUUUGAACCGCAGAAAGGACAGGCAUUCGUUCGCCAAGUGUUUCCGAGAUCUCGUAGAGAACUGUCCGGGUUCGGAGACUUACAGUAUGUUAGGAGAUGCGUAUCUGGCCAUUCAGGAACCUGAGAGAGCCAUCGAAGCGUAUGAGCUGUCACUCAAGAGCAAUCCAAAUGACAAAGCGCUCGCGAGGAAGAUGGGAGCAGCACUCGUUAAGACCCAUCAGUAUGCCAAGGCUAUUGCUUACUACAAGGAGGCGGUUAAACAAGAGGGAUGCAGAGAUCUGAAACUUGACAUGGCUGAGCUCUACAUGAAGCUGAAGCAGUUUGACAAGGCAGAGGAAACAUUGCUCGAGGAACUCAAUGAGGGUCGAGGAGCCCAUGAUAUCCCAGCAUUGGAGAGUCGAGGCAAGCAGCUGUUACUGCUAGCAAAAGUGCGCGAAAGAGCGGGCAACCUGAAAGGCGCUCUAUCCACUUUGAACGAGGCUAAGGAGAAUCAAGUUAGAUACGUUCAGCGAGCGACGAUGCUACCUAACUUACUGGACCAGAAAAACGUCCUAGCCGAGAUCUGCUUCACAAUGGCCGAACACUCCACCUCCGUCAGAGACUUCAACAAAGCCGUGGACCACUACAAGGAGGUGCUCAGCUACAAACCCAACGACAUCAAGGCUCUGCUGUCUCUAGCCAAGCUGUACAUGCAGAUGAACGAGCUGGACAAGUGCACGCAAUACUGUCAGAUUCUUCUAAACACCGAGCCGAACAACGAAGCAGCUUGCGUCAUGAUGGCCGACCUUGCGUUCCGUAAGGUGGACUUUGACACCGCUGCUUUCCACUUUCGUCAGCUGCUCCUUCAGAAGCCUACCUACUGGACCGCUCUGGCUCGACUUAUCGAAGUUUCUCGCCGUACAGGCAACAUCGACGACUUGGCCGAAUGGCUAACCCGCGCCGAGACCGCGAUGGAUGCUUCCAAGCCCGAGGCCGGUUUCUUUUACUGCUCCGGUUUGCUGGACUGGCGUACCGGUAAGCUCAGCUCCGCUUUGCGCAACUUUAACGCCGCCCGACGGGACCCCGAGUGGGGUCAGCAGUCUAUCUACAACAUGAUCGAGAUCUGCCUCGAUCCUGACGACGACUCCAGCCUCUCCAGCGAGAUCUUCAACGACGACGACACCGAGGUAGAGGACUCCAGGAGUAUGGCUUUGAAAACAGCUCAGCGUUUGCUCCAGGAACUCAACCCCAAGGGCAAUCCCCACGAGAUGCUUACGCACCGGCUGCUUGGCAACUUUUUCCUGCUGGCCACGAAGCAGAAGCACAACAUUGAUCACGCGCUCCAGGACUGCACGAGUCUGGCCAGCCAGGACACUCUGCGCGACCACGUAGGCCCAGCUCUGGGUCUUGCCACAGCGCACAUCCUGCUGAAACAGACACCCAGAGCCAGAAACCAUCUGAAACGAGUGAGCAAGAACACCUGGACGUUCGAGGACGCCGAGUACUUGGAGCGUUGCUGGCUGUUACUUGCCGACAUUUACGUGCAAUCAAGUAAGUAUGACAUGGCCGCAGAACUACUGAAGCGUGUGCUCCAGCAUAACGCUACUUGCGUCCGAGCCCACGAGCUGUCUGGCUUCGUUGCCGAGAAGGAACAGAACUACCGGGAAGCCGCAGCGAGAUACGCCCAGGCCUGGAAGUACGGGGGCAAGUUCAAGCUGAGCAUAGGGUACAAAUUGGCUUACUGCUGCUUCAAGAGCAAGCAAUUCGCCGAGGCUAUCGAGGCUUGCAACGAGGUGCUGGCCAUCAGUCCUGACUACCCCAGGAUCAAGAAGGACAUCCUCGAGAAGAGUAUUAAUAAUCUUAGGACGUAGUUUUUAGUUUAUCUUUAGAUUGUUGCGUACGUUGCUGCAACGUAAACGAUCCGUCCAUUUGAAAGUAUUAUUUUUUCCGUACUUGUUACGACGAUUGUGAUCUCUUUGAGAAUGUAGGUCUUAGUGGUAAUUUAGAAAAAAAAAAAAUGACUGCUUACGAGCGACUUCAGUACCUUGACAUUUCUGUAAACUCACCGUCGUGGUCUUCAAUAAAUCUGAUUUGUUUACACAAUGAA